AGUACAGUCCUACAACCAACAAGGAAAAAGAAAAUAGCAAAGGGCAAAGAGGACUUUUCACAAGCAACUCCGUGCAUCUUCUCCGACAACGUAAGAUGAUGAUCUAGCUGGAACUCUAAUCUGUCUUCUGUUCGUUACCGAAGCUUCUGGAAGUAUCGUUAACCCGAUCUCCUCGGAAAACGUGUAGAAUGUCGUCACCGGACAUAGCUGAAAUGUUGGAGAAAUCAAAGGAGCUUGAUCGUUUAAGGAAAGAACAAGAGGAAGUCCUCCUUGAAAUCAAUAAGAUGCACAAAAAACUUCAAUCCACUCCAGAAGCGGUUGAGAAACCAGGUGACAAUUCCCUAUCAAAACUUAAGAUGUUAUACACUCAAGCCAAAGAGCUUUCCGAGAGUGAGAUGAGUAUCUCCAACCAGUUGUUAGGCCAGCUGGAUGCAAUAAUCCCUGCAGGAGGUGCUGGGCAACAACGAAGAAGGAUAGAAGGCAACGAGCAGAAAAAGAAGAGGAUGAAAGGUGACUCCGACAUUCCAAGGCUCUCUCCUUCCGUGCGAAAUCAGCAGGAGUUCUUUGCUAGCCUGAAGGGUGAACAAGUGGCUGCUAGAGUCGCGCAAGAAGAUGGUGAAAAGGAUGAGUGGGUCAUUGUUAAAGUUACUCAUUAUGACAAAGAAUCAAAGAAAUUUGAAGUUCUAGAUGAGGAGCCAGGCGAUGAUGAGGAAGGCGGUGGCCAGAGAAAGUACGAGCUACCCUGGUCACGUAUUAUACCUUUUCCCAAGAUAAGUGAUCUUGCAACCGCUCAAGAAUUCCCUCCUGGAAAACAAGUUUUGGCAGUUUACCCAGGAACCACAGCCCUGUACAAAGCCACAGUUGUCCAGGCCCGCAAGAGGAAGACCGAUGAUUACACGUUGGAGUUUGAUGAUGACGAGGAAGAUGGGUCUCUACCUCAACGCUUGGUGCCCUUUAACCAGGUUGUUGCUCUUCCAGAUGGACAUUGCCUGUGAAAUAUAGCUAUUUAUGACUCUUGACACGUCCAGAGUUGCUAUAUUUGGUCCAUCUGCUGUAUGUAUCUAGUAAUCUUAUAAGGGCGAGCUUUGAACCUAUUCACUUAUCUAGAAGAAAAAAACAUUAUAUUCGUCGUACAGCGUAUUUAUCAAAAAAAUAUUUGUUGUACGAUUUGUCUAAUAUUCUAGUGUUCUCCGUGUACAGUAGUUGGACAUGAAAAUAAAAUCCUACCUUUAACUUUGUACUGUGUU
Messenger RNA from Lycium ferocissimum, 1247 nucleotides. Its product is annotated as SAGA-associated factor 29 homolog A. Lineage: Eukaryota; Viridiplantae; Streptophyta; Magnoliopsida; Solanales; Solanaceae. The record is from RefSeq and is a predicted model, not a curated record. The transcript is spliced from 9 exons. Bases 189 to 995 code for a protein of 268 amino acids. Gene Ontology annotation, cellular component: SAGA complex.